Messenger RNA from Alosa sapidissima (American shad), 16267 nucleotides. RefSeq names its product EH domain binding protein 1-like 1a (gene ehbp1l1a). The coding region runs from base 321 to 14489 and encodes 4722 amino acids. The record is from RefSeq and is a predicted model, not a curated record. NCBI's taxonomy places the organism in Eukaryota, Metazoa, Chordata, Actinopteri, Clupeiformes, Clupeidae. The transcript is spliced from 34 exons. Gene Ontology annotation, molecular function: protein binding.
UGUGUGAUGUUACAAUGGUAAAAUAUGAAAUAGCCUACAGUAUCUAGAGAUAGGCUACAGCCCUACACUGUGAGUGUGCGGAGAGAAGUUGGAUGUGAACGCCUCCUCAGAUGCUGCAGCGUGCGUGUUUUGUAGCCUACUGCACUGCUUGACAUUCGGUACAUGUGAGUGAACUGCGCGCUGCGAACUGUAGCGCCGCUGUUGCCAGUGGAAUCUUAGUUCUGGAAGGAGGACACCAAGGCACUGUUCAAGGCUAAACUGACUUCGCCCAUGUCUUCCACUGGGUCUCCGUGAAAAACAAGGCUAAAUCGGCGGCAGUCAUGACUUCGGUAUGGAAGAGACUUCAGCGCGUCGGCAAGAGGGCUUCGAAGUUUCAGUUUGCUGCGACUUACCAGGAACUGGUGGUAGAAUGCACGAAUAAAUGGCAACCAGACAAACUGAGGGUGGUUUGGACCAGACGAAAUCGACGCAUUUGCACAAAGUUGCAUGGCUGGCAGCCUGGGAUCAAGAACCCCUACCGGGGCAUGGUGGUGUGGCAGGCACCCGAGAAUGUGGACAUUACGGUCACCCUCUUCAAGGACCCAAAUGCAGAUGAGUUUGAAGACAAGGACUGGACAUUUAUCAUUGAAAAUGAGACUAAAGGGCACCGAAAGGUUCUGGCCUCCGUGGACGUAAACAUGAAGCGGUACGCCAGCGCCACGCCUGCCCAGUAUGAGCUCACGCUGAAACUGAAGCCCCUGUCGGUGAAGGUGGUGGAAGCCACGCUCAAGCUGACGCUCUCCUGCGUCUUCCUCAAGGAGGGCAAAGCAACGGAUGAAGACAUGCAGAGUCUGGCCAGCCUCAUGAGCCUGAAGCAGUCAGACAUCGGCAACCUGGACGACUUCAGUGAUGAGGAGGAGGAGAAGAGAGCCAGCACAGGCUCCACCACCACCAGCCCUGCAACAGCACCCCCUCCUCCCUCAAGAAGAGUGCGAGACACGGGCCCAACGCACACAGCCCCCACUGAGAUGGAGUGGAAGAGCGCUUUCACCGUCACCCUCCCUAACCUCCCUCAGCUCCAGUCACUUCCCCCUCUCCCUCUCUCCAUCACCCCCUCCGCCCCUCCCCUCUUCCCUCCUCCUCCGCCCCCUCACCUCGCCGCCCCCGGCCCUGUUGGCAGUGCCUCCCAGCAGGCGCGCCCGUCACACUACUCCUUCACUGUGCCAGCCUUUGUCCGUGCCCACCCUCCAGCCCUACCCAAAAUCUUCCAACCAGCUGCUGGAUCAGCACCCAUAUAUGUCCCUCGGCGACCUCAGAGGGGCUCCGGUGACCCUAGCCUGAUGGACCCCAGCCCCCCUGCUGGGACGGCCGCGGCUGCCCCCAUCCCUCCCCUCCCCAAACCAAGACCCCUGUCCUUCACUGGGCCCGGCACGCCUCCUCACCCCUCGGCCCUCUCCUCCACACCCCCCCAUGUGGCCUCUCCACCCGACGCUGUGCAGACAGUCACCUACUCCACUGCCCGCUCGAGUGCAUGGCGACCCCAGAGUUUCCCCUCUCUCCGCUCCUCUCCUUCCUCGGUCCACUCUCCUCCUCCUCACCUUGGCGCCUCCCCACCUGGAGCGGCCCCCUGCACGGUGACCCGUCGCUCUAAGUCAUUCCGUGAUUCGCUGGCCGAGCCUGGCUCCGCCCUAACUAGACCCACCAGCCUGCCGUCUGAGCCUGAGCCAGCAUCCUGGCAGAAAGAAUGGCGGCCGCCCAAAAACACUACCCCCCUCGCCCCUGUGCCUGUCCCCUAUUCCCCUCCAGUUCUCUGUCCUCCCCACACCGCCACUGAUGUGCCUGAGGCUGUUCCUCUGCAGGCAGUGCAAGGCUUGGAGACGCUCUGUAAUCCUCUGCCCCCUCCCCCUGUCCAGACCCCUCCCUUACCUAUGCAAGCCCCUCCCCUUGUCCAGUCCUCUGUCUCUGUGCCUGUCCACCCUGCUGCUGUACCCUCUGCUAAUGCUGUCCAGUCUGCUACUGUCACUGUGCAAGCCACUGUCCAUACCCCACCGCCCUCAGGGGAAGCAUCUCCUGUAGCUCUGGCCUCAGGCCUUGAUUGUCUUGACCACUCUAUGGAGUCAGAUAUGCCACCUUUGAUUCCUCACUCUGCGCAGACCGCUUCCCCUGCUCGGUCCUCUCCCUCUAGAAAGGCUCCUCGCCCAGUUCGGCCUCCUCCUCCUCCUCCUGACCAGGCCACUCCUCCCAGUCUAGCCCCACCCAAUAAGCAGUCUCGACCUGCAGGUCUAACCCCUCCCCCUGAGUACUCUCCCCCCUCUGGUAGCUUUCCAUCUCCUGAGAGCGUUAACCCUGUGCUGCUUCCUCCCCCUAUCCCCCCUCGAAAAGGCUUCCCUCUUCCUCUGUCCUCACCCCCUGCCUCUGCCCCUGGUCCAGACCCCUUCUCUGGCUCCGAUCACCCCCAUCCUCCCCUCCAGACACCAUCCUCCACCCCGGCUGUAUCACUGUCUGAUCCACCUGUCCGUGCUCGCGUCCCUGUUAGCAUCCCUGCUCCUCCUGUGGCUUCCUCUCUCUCAGAUGCUCCCUCUCUCACUCCCUCUGACUCAGCUGUCCCAGCAUCCUGCCCCAGUUCUGCGUCUCCUCCGGUGUCUCCUGAUGUCUGUGUGUCUCCCGUCCCCUGUCACCCCCUUCUUCCCGUUGUCUCUGAUGCUUCCUGUGCCGCUCCUGAUGCCGCUGCUCCAGCUGUUGUCUCCUCGUCAGACUCUAUCCCUGAGAGACCCCUCCAAACCUGUGAGUGGAGGCACCAGGUGGUGCCCACUGUGGUGCGUCCCAAUGUCAGAAGACCGCAGGUCAGCCCUGCUGUGGAGAGCCCUGUCCCCAUGCCCGUGUCCUCUCCCCUCUGUCCCACUCCUGCUCUGCCCUCUCCCCUGCCGUCCGCCAUCUCUAGUCCUCCUCCUCAGAACCAGGUCCCCAUUUCCUUGCUGCCAGGCCCUGUCUCUGCUUCCCUCUCUGACACGCAGACAGAGUACCAGAGACAGUUGAGCACACUGACAGAAGAGGAGCUCUCCAGUUCAAUAAGUCCAACGGAAGAAAAACAAAUGAACCUUGGUCGCACAGAAUCAAGAGGCUAUGAGAGAAAACGGGAAGGCGACUCUGUGUUUGGACUGGAGGUUGUCAAGGCAGCAAAAGGACCAGACAGUAUGACAUCUAUGCUGCCAUCUAGUCCAAAGAAAUCCAGUCUCUCAGAAUUGACAUAUUUUGAGCUGCCAAAAACACGAAGUGAUGGCCCAAAGACACCUCCCAUAGAAGCAUCCCUUGACCCCACCUCUCACCCUGCCUCACCUGUGAGCUCAUCAUCAGUGGUGGUAUCUGCUUCCCCACUAGAGUCUAAAGAGGCCCCCAACACCUCUGCAUUUGUUUUGAAGCCAGCACAUCCUUCACCCCCUAGGUCGGUCUCUGGACAGGGUGCUGUGGUUGCCCCAGAGAGAGACAAGGCAGUUCUUCCCCUGUCUGUGCACCAGUUUCCACAUAGCGCUUUGUUAGAGGGAAAGGAGUUGAGAGACUGGAGAGAAGAAACACAGACAGGAAAAGAUUGGAAAGAAAGGAGGGAAGAAAAAGAGCAGAAAGUUACUCUCUCUUCUGAGAGAGAAGCAUCCAAGAGCAUAGGGGAUCUUGAAAAGCCUCACUCAGAUUGGGGACCUAAUACCAUGGUUGCUUUGCUGCCAUCUUGUCCAAGAGUCUCCAGUUCUCCUGGGUUGCCAUCCACAAUGAGCCAUAGUACAGAUGAGGCCCAACUUGAGUGGACAUUUGAUAGGAAAGUGCUGUUGGAGAAGCCAUCCAAAAGCAUCUCCAAAGUUGCUAUCCUUCAGGCCUCUGCACCAGAGAGCUUAAGCAAAGACGAAGAAGAGUAUGCAGAUACAAAAGGUGUGACAUACUUAUCACCAAGUUGUCCAAGAGAAUCUAGGAUUCCAGGACUACCAUCUACACACAUGCUAAUGGCAGAUAGUCCAAGGGUUGUCAGAGAUCCAAACAUGGUGGAUCUUCUUAUAACCUGUCCAAGAGUAUCUAAUAUUCCUGGUAUUCCAUCCUGUCAACAAAUGAAGGUGGAGGAGCCAAAGGAAUGCUUGUGGUCUGAAAGUAAGAAGCCAUUAUGUCAACCCAGUUGUAGAGAAAAGGUGUUGGUGUUUGAUUCCCCAGGCAAAGCAUAUGAAGACAAAGAAGCCAGAGGACAUAUGGUGGCUAUAGUCCCAACUUGCCCCCAAGAAAGCAGAAUUCCAGGUUUUCCAUCUACACCAAGACCAAAAGUGAAUCCAAGAGUUCAAAUGCCAAGUAUGAUUGAUAUUUUACCAACAUGCCCCAAAUCCACACAUAUUCCAGGAUUGCCAACUGUAAUGGUCUCAAAUGAAACACUGUCCUUGAAGUGGCCAUCUGAAGAUAUUGUAUUUUAUAAACCAUUUAAGGGAAAACCAAGGAUCCUUCAUUUUCAUGACCUUGGUAAAUUCUAUCAUGAUAUGGAAAUGUUAAAAACUAUGGUGGUUCUGGUGCCAACUUGUCCAAGAAAAGCUAGAAACCCUGGUUUUCCAUCUGUUCCAAGAGACCCAGAAAAGCUACACCUAAGUAAUGCUCCAAGCAUGGUUAAUAUUUUACCAACUUGUCCCAAAUCCUCAGGCAUUUCUGGGCUACCUUCAAGAUUACAUACAGGCUCUGGUGGCUGGUUGACAUGUAACUCAUUGUUGUGGGAUAAGCCAUUGAAGAGACAAGCAUCUGGGAUACACCAAUUUUCAGCAGGCCUCUUGCCCUUGGAGAAAAAUGUUAACAUGUCAAACAUGAGGCCAUCUUGUCCCAAAACUACAAGGAUACAUGGUUGUCCUUCAGCACCACGGCCUGAAAUAUGCAGGGCUCCUAUUAUAGUGAACCUUGUGCCCUCGUGCCCGAAAGUUUCUAAAAUUAUGGGCUUCCCAUCAAUCAAGGCUCUUAAGGCAGAACAAGAUAUGCCAUGGUGGUACGCAUUGGACAAGAAACUUUUUUGGGCCAAACAAAUAAAGAACACAUCCACAUUAUUUAAACCUUUACCUUCAGGAGUAACAUUAUCAAAAGAAGGUGGAGAUAUUGGAAGAUCCAUGUUUAAACUGGCCCCCACCUGCCCAGGACAAGCAAGAGUGCCUGGUUUCCCAUCUGCACCAAAGCCUGAAUUGAAAAGGGCCCCAAGUAUGAUAAAUUGUUUACCAUCCUGUCCAAAGAUAUCGCGGGUCCCUGGAAUACCAUCUGCCAAAAAGUUAGUGGAAGAGUUUGAUAUCAAAGGUUGGCCUAUCAGGGAGAUGCCAUUAUGGAUCAAACCUUUCAAAAGGAAGCCAUGUGAAGCCAUAAGUUUGCAACCUGCACAGUAUAGACCAAGAGAUGAUUCUGAAAGGGAGAUAAUAAAAAGUAUGCCACUCCUGGUACCAUGUUGCCCAAGAAAACCAUCAACACCUGGGUUUCCAUCAUCACCAAGGCCAAAGGUGGACAACGCUCCAAACAUUAUGAACCUCCUGCCGUCUUGUCCAAAAGUUGCCAGGAUUCCGGGAGUACCGUCCAUACAAAUGUCCCAAAAUGAGUGCGCAGCAAUGAAUUGGCCAUUAGGUGUUCAACCUUUUUGUGUUAAAUCACGUAAGAACAAAUCAUUUGAGUCUGUUCUUGUUCUACCAGUUCAUUACAGAACAAUUAAAGAUCAAAUUAUCAUCAGAGGAAUGUUCUACCUUGCACCAAAUUGUCCAGGAAAAGCCAGAAAUUCUGGUUUUCCAUCAGCUCCAAGACCCCAAGGGUUCAGGGCACCUACUAUGGCCAGUAUGAUUCCAUCAUGUCCAAAGUCUUCAAGGGUCCAUGGUCUACAAUCCACUCAACAAUCAAACACAGGUUGUGAUGCAGAGAUUAAAUGGCAUGCAGAUAUAAAACCAUUGUGGGAAAAACCACAGGACAAGGACAAGUCAUGCCUGCAUAUACUGGACUGUCCAUCCCAAUAUAGCUCAAUAAAGGACAAAUAUUUUAUGAGAACCAUGGUGUCCUUAGUGUCAUCCUGUCCAGCAAAUGCAAGUUCCUCUGGUUUUCCCUCUCUGCAAAGGUUAGAGUCCAGGCAUUUGCCAGGCAAAGCAAGCAUACUGCCAUCUCACCUACCUGGCACGGACACAACAAAAGACAAAGAUAUUGCAUUGGUUGUUGACAGGAGCCCAUGUCAAAAUUCUCUUGCUCCAAAGCCUGACUCAGUUAACCAGCCACCAGAGAUCAGUGAGGUUAUGGAAAGGUUAUUGGCAUCGACACCACUUGGACCAAGUGAAGAUCACAUUUCUGACUAUCUUUCCAUAGCCUCUAAAAGUCAUAUAGAACUACCUUGUGAAAAACUGAAAACUCUGUCACAGCCACAGGAUAUUAGUAGUCAUAAACAAACAUAUCCAUCUGAACCAGACCAUCCACCUCUACCUGCCCAUAUUACAAAUGAUGAUAAAGAAGCAAACCCAGUCUUAAUCUCUGUACCAACCCUUAUGAAGGAGAACACAGUCUUUGGGGGGAAAUAUAAAAGAGGAGAUGAGGGCACUCUCGAGAGAGGGCAUAUACAGUGCAGAAUGUGGCACUCUACUCCAGAUACACCAUUAAUUUUGACUGUUAGGGAAAGAUCUGGAAGUAUGACUGCUUUGGUGCCAGCAUGUCCAAGAACAAGCAGUAUCCCAGGAUUCCCGUCCAUGCAAAUCACUAGCACAGGCACAGGAUUAGGGAGCUGCUCAGUUGACAAAAGCACAUUGUGGGAGAAACAAUCAAAGGCAUUGCAUGUCUUGCAAGUGGACAUACCAAAAGAGCAAAGAGACAUGAUGACAGGGAUGGUGAAUUUAGGACCUUCUUGCCCAAAGAGGGCCAGAACAGAUGGUUUUCCAUCUGUAGACUCGCCAAAAUCAGUGGUCUGUCAAGUCGAAAGGGCAGCAAAUAUGGUAAAUCUCACACCAUCUUGCCCAAGUGUAGCUAGAGUCAUAGGAAUGCCAUCCAUUAGGAAUGCCUACAUCAAUGAGACAGCUUGGCCAGUUAACAAAUUCCCCACAUGGCAGAAACCUCUAAAGAGAAAAACAUCAGUAACUAUAUUGUCCACACCAUUCCCUCAAAUGUCAAAACGAAACAAAAAAAUUAUGAAAAACAUGUUUGCCAUUGUUCCCUCAUGUCCCUCAGCCUCAAGUAUCCCUGGAUUCCCAUCAGCAAGGAGAACUCAGAAAGCACAAAUGCCAUCCAUGAAGUCUCUGUUCCCAUCAUGCCCAAACAAAUCUAAUAUUGCUGGUAUCCCUUCAAAGUUAGCCCAGCCAGCAGACAAACCUAACGUUGAGUGGCUAAAUGUCAGGGGAGAUCUGUGGGUGAGGCAACCACAGAAGAGACCAGAUUUACCCAGGCAGAUAUUUGUAGAGGACACAAAGAUCUGUAGCACAAUGUGGGCUCUGGUGCCAUCCUGCCCCAUUGCUGCCUCAGUCCCUGGUUUCCCUUCGGCACCUCAGCAUAUAACAGAUAAGCAUCAGAUACGAAAAGAGCCUGCCAUGGGAAAUAUUGCACAUGCUUGCCCAAAAUUGUCUAUAGUUCCUGGAAUGCCAUCUCAAGAUGAGACUGAUGUUGAUCAGAUUCCUGACAAAACUGUUUUAUGGGACAAGCCUCCUCAAAUGAAGAGUUUUGCAAUAGAACUCUUAGAGUCAGGUGAUAAAACAAUUGGUAAAGAUAUGAUGGCUUUGGUCCCUUCGUGCCCAGAAGUUGCAAGACAUCCUGGGUUUCCAUCUGCCCCACGACCCCAAGUUAAUAUAGAACCAAAUAUGGCAAAUAUUCUCCCAUGUUGCCCAAAGUUGUCUAAAGUUCCUGGAAUGCCAUCUCAAGAUGAGACUAAUGUUGAUCAGAUUCCUGACAAAACUGUUCUAUGGGAAAAGCCUCCUCAAAUGAAGAGUUUUGCCAUAGAAAUGUUAGAGUCAGGUGAUAAAACAAUUGGUAAAGAUAUGGUGUCUUUGGUGCCUUCAUGCCCAGAAGUUGCAAGACAUCCUGGGUUUCCAUCUGCCCCACGAUCCCAUGUUAAUUUAGAGCCAAAUAUGGUGGAUAUUCUCCCAUGUUGUCCAAAGAUAGCAAGGGUUCCUGGUUGCCCAUCCAUAGAGAGUGCUGUGGCAUCAGAAAGGCCUAGUGACAUCCAGUUCUUCAUUUGGAGCAAGCCAUUAAAAGAUAAGUUGGUAGGAAUUACAGGUAUUACUUGUUACUCAGGCCCAGAGUAUAGAAAUAUGUAUGCACUUGUGCCAUCUUGCCCAACAAAAGCAUGUGCUCCUGGGUUCCCAUCAGCCCCACAACCCAAGUGUUGGGAAAUGUCCAAUAUGAUAAAUAUGACAUCUUCUUGUCCAAAAAUAUCCUGUGCUCCCGGGAUCCCUUGCACUGAGAGACUGCAGACUGGGCCGUGGCUUUUUAUCAACAUGCCAGAAUGGGAGAAACCAUUCAGAAGUCCGCAGUCAUUGGUACAGACUUCCUCUGUCCUGGAAAGUUUGCCAAAUGAAAGUCAUAUAAUGCAAAGAAUGGUAUCUUUAGCACCAAUAUGCCCGAGAAAAGCUUGUGCUCAAGGUUUCCCCUCUUCCCCGCUACCAGUAGCUAAAAAGAUGCCAUAUAUGUUUUCCCUUCUUCCAUCCAUCCCAAGAGUCAGUAGCAUACUGGGCAUGCCCUCUUCAACUAUGUUGAUUUUUGACAUAAGCCAUUCAAAACCAUGGUCAGUGCACUCAUGUACAGAGGUCAAGAAACCACUGAAGGAGAGGUCUGCCAUGAUCACUGCCUGUCAGUAUGAUAGAGAGACUGUGGCAAACAUGUUUCUCUUGAAACCAACAUGUCCAAUCAGGGCUACAAAUCCUGGCCUUCCAUCUUUAUGUAGGCCCCCAGUAGUGGAGGAACAUACAUCGAGUGUGCUUUCUCCUUCAUGCCCAAAGGAGUCUUGCAUCCCUGGAAUUCCCUCUUUACUGAUAAACCAAGCUCAAUCACCAGAAGCUGUAUCAUAUAAGCAACUGUCACUGGAGAGACCUUUGAGGGCAACACAAUUUGGAACUGCACUUCCCUAUCCCAUAACUGAUAACACAGAGGUUUAUAAAGAUAUGGUGGUCUUGCUACCAUCUUGCCCAAGACAGGCAAGGAUCCCUGGGUUCCCAUCUGCUCCUCCUCCCCCUAAAGUGGACUCUGAAAGUCUAGCUUGCCCUGAGAUAGCACCGAAUGAUCAAACUGAGAACAUUGUUAAGGUUAUCACUGAGCAAAGUGUAGUGGAGGAUACAGACGUGUCGGACUUGGUGACAUGCGAGGACAUUGAAGACACUGGAAUAUGCAUUGAAGUGAAGCAAAUAAGUGAUAUUUCAUUCAUUGGCGAACCUGGUAGUCCAGCCAAAGGGGAAUGUAAAGAGGAUGUGGUCCUUGUAGACAACCCCUCCCCAUCCUCUGCACAUGACACUGCAGACCUCUCAGAGUCUGGGCUUGUGUUAGAUUGGGAGGUGUUGGAAGCUGAGGACUCUUCUGUAGAAAAAGAGGGAGGGUCGUCAGGCCUUGUAAAGACGAUAGUUGAUGUCUUUCACAAAGGUUAUGAGACUGUUGCUGCAAUAUUACAUCCCUCAAGCCCAUCACCUCCACAUCCCACUGAUAUGGACAAUCUCAAGCAUUUCUCCUCCUCUGUGGACCCCGGUGACACUGAUGGACUUAUUCAAAGCAAGGAGGAAGCAAUGGGAGCAUCAUCAUACCUUGGAGCAGAGGAAGCAGUGAAGUUUCCUGAAGCUGCAGAGUCAUAUAUGUACCAUUUAUCUGAGGGCAGAUCUGAGUCGGCCUUAGAGGAUGAGUGUUGGCUGGUUGAAGGUAGUGGUUUUAGUGUGAUGAAGAAAUGGCCUCCUCUAACAGAGCAUGAUCUCUAUGAGAUCAACAAAGAGGAGGAAUUCUCUGAGGUGAAGGAAGUGGAAGAGAAAGCCUUGUGUGUGGACUUGCUGAGCCAAACUAAAGAGAAAACGUCAGGACAGGAGGCAGACUCUGGACCAAGUAAGGUAUUGGAGCAGAGCAUACCAACACUCCCUGUUGACACAGAGGACGAACUAAGUAAACAGAUGUUUCUGGAACAGGGUCCCGGGCACCUCAGUGCAAAAGGGGCUAUUGUUCCUUCUCUUCUACAGCCCACCACUGAGGAGACUCCACUCGUCUCACAAAGGUCUCCCAGCACUGAUGGAUCAAAGCCUGCCGCUGUAGUCGAUCUGGUUCCACCACGACGUGCAAAGAGAAAUGACAGUUUAAACAGAGAGGCUGUACAGGCUGUUGAUUCAGAUACAGGGAACACUGAGAGGGUUGCUCUCUCUAGUGUUGGUAAACUCACUCCAUCUCAGCGAAGCAAGAAGGACAAGUCAGAGGGUUCUCAAAGUGUAGAGACUUCUGCUGUUGAAAGUGUGUCUUCGAUGGAGUCUUUUGAAGGUGAUAGGCAGCAGCAGGUAACUUUGUCCUUACUGGAAAUGGUAGAUGGGGUUUCCUCUAAACUUGCUGUGGAGGAAAAAGCUCCUCAGACACUGGAUAAUAAAGCUGAUUCAUCUAAAAUGCCUCAAGUGCCUACAGAUGAACGUGUGCCUUCUGAGAAAGAGAUAGAACAACCUAGAACUUUAGAUGUAUCUCUCCCGUUGCCACAGACUAAAAAACAACUUAGUGCCCCUAUCUCUGAUGAUUCUGUACCACUUAAAACAGAUGCGAUGGAAAACAAGGGUACAUCCAAAGACAUUGACACUCAUUCUGCUGAACACAAUCAGACUGUACCUGCAGCUUUGCCAACUGCAGAAUUUGUACCACCACCACGUAUCAAGAAAGAAACACCCUCUCCUCUUCUCACUAAAGACAAUUCUACCUCUAAAGCUCAGUCUAGAGACCGUUCACCAGCACAAAAAGAACUGGUGGUGCCCAUGAGAAAAAGGAAGGGCAGGUCUCAAUCAUGCAAAGUAUCCCAAGUAAGCGGUACUGAGACUGGGAGGAAUAUGAAGCUGGAGAUCUCAGAGUCAGAUAAAUCUCUAGACUCAGAAAUCAGGUCCACGUUUAAUGCUCAGUCUAGGGGUCGAUCACCAGGGCCGAAGGAUCUGGUGGUGCCCAUUCGAAAGAAGAAGGGCAGGUCUCAGUCAUGCGAAGUCUCUGCAGUUAGUGGUACGGGAAGUUGGAGGGAGACAAGGCUAAGGACUCAAGAGUCAGAUAAACCUCCAACCAAAGAAAACAGGUCGUCUUUUCUUCUCACAGAAACCACAUCCUCGUCUAACACUCAGUCUAGGGGUCGAUCACCUGGGCCAAAGGACCUGGUGGUGCCCAUUCGAAUAAAAAAGGGCAGGUCUCAGUCAUGCGAAGUCGCUGCAGUUAGUGGUACGGGAAGUUGGAGGGAGACAAGGCUAAGGACUCAAGAGUCAGAUAAGGUUCCAGCCAAAGUAUCGGAUCAGAAGAAACCAGACACAGACAUUUCUGAGAUCAUAUCUGGAGUGAAGAUGCGGAAGAAACCUGCAGAGCUGCCUGUUCCCAUGCCCCGUGUUAACAAGCGCCGGAGCGGAUCUUUUCUAGAUGACAUUCCAGCAACGGACAAAGAGGCCUGGGGUAAGGCCAUCACUGAGAGGCUAACAAACUUACCUGUUCCCAUGCCUCGGGUGAAGAAGCAAUUGAGUGGAUCUUUCGUGGAUGUUGCCUCAUCACAUGCAGAAUCUCAGUCAUGUGCAGUGGAAGCAGCAGUGGAGAUGGUGGCCAAGGUGAGAGAGGGCCUGUCAAAUUUACCUGUCCCGAUGCCUCGUGCUAAAAAACGCCUCAGUGGAUCUUUCCUGGAUGACUCUUCCUUAGCUGCAGAGUCUGGUGUUUGUGGAACAGGGGUGAGUGAAGGUCUGUCAGGCUUGCCUGUUCCCAUGCCUCGGAUUAAAAAACGCCUUAGUGGAUCAUUUCUUGAUGAUGUGACAUCACCUGCAGACUCACAGUUGAGCUCAGGUGAACCUGUAGUGGACAUUGAGGCUUGUAAAAAUGGGAUGACAGAAGGCCUUGCAAGCCUACCAGUCCCCAUGGCUCGCAUGAGGAAACGGCUAAGCGAAACUUUUCUUCUAGAUGACGUUUCACCCACUACAGUACCUCAGUCUUCUGCAAUCAAACCAGCAAAAAUAGAGGCUUCAUCGACUUUACCUAUUCCCAUGCCUCGAAUGAAGAAACGGUUAAGCGGAGCUUUCCUAGAUGACACGUCACCACCCACUGAACCGCUAACAUCUGCGGCAGAAAUGUCAGUAGACUUAGAGGCCAGAGAGAAGGCAAGCCUGCCUGUCCCUAUGCCUCGCUCCAAAAAGCAUCUCAGUGGGAGUUUCACUGAUGGGAGCCCUCCUUCAGACUCCCCACUUUCCUCGCCUGUAGGUUCUUAUGAGACUAAAGAUUCAUUCCUCUCAAAACUGGAUCAACUGUCUAAUGAGGGCAUCUGUAAAGAUUCUUCCUCCGCUCCCGUUUCUGUUGAAGCAUUUGAAAGCAGCGAUGGGAGGGAGGAGAAAUCAAAGCCCUCAGUCACCACUGCAGCCUCUGAGGGGGAAACCGAGACAGCUGUCUUACUGGCAGGAGACUUGACACAUAUGGAUGAGGAGACAACCACCGACGCCAAUGCUGAACCAGCGCCAGAAACUACAUCUGUGCUGAAGCUAACAGAAGGUAGCACGGACGGACCCGUGCAGUCAGUAGAAAUGUUUGACCACACAAAUCAAACAGAGUCUUCAGCAGAGUCGGAUGUUAUGGAGCCUGUUGAAGGCUCUGAGGUGGCAGAGGCAGACUCUGGGCGUGCAGAACAGGAGAUGCCAGAGAGCAAAGAGUCUGUAGAAGUAGAAGCUGAAGGUGACAGUGCCUCAGCUGAUGAAAGCCAGGAGGGGGCAGCAGAGGACUCCACUCUCCCUGUUCCCAGACCCCGCAUGAAGAAGCGCCUGAGUGGCUCGGAGGACUCGCCAUCCGCCGGUCAGGAAGAGCUCUCGGACAUUCCAGCUGUCGUGCCACGACGCAACAAGAAGAAAUUGAUAGCAGACCCGGUAGACCUUCAGGGGAUAGGCCCAGCUGAGGGGGAGACAGACACAGUCACAUCUCAGGAGAUUCCCAAUUUGGUGACCUCCAGCCAGUCCCUGCUCCAAUGGUGUCAAGAGGUGACCCAGGAUCACAAAGGAGUGAAGAUUACAAACUUCAGCACUUCAUGGCGGAAUGGACUGGCUUUCUGUGCAAUCCUGCAUCAUUUUCACCCAGAUAAAAUAAACUAUGAAAUGCUGGACCCUUACGACAUCAAACAUAACAACAAGAAGGCGUUUGAUGGCUUUGCAGAACUGGGCAUCCCCCGUCUGAUGGCGCCCUCGGACAUGGUCCUGCUAGCUGUGCCCGACCGCCUUAUCGUCAUGACCUACCUCAACCAGAUGCGCACGCACUUCAUGGGCCAGGAGCUGAGCGUGGUGCAGAUCGGCCGUGACACCAGCGAGUCCAGCUACGCCGUGGCCACCGCCGCCGAGGGCCGCGAACAUGCUGACCCCGAAGCCGCUGCCCGCUACUGCGUGGAACAGCUCCAGAGGAGCGGCAUCACCCUGGAAACCAGCGGCAGCCGGCCAGCGUCGGUGGAGAGGGCAGUAUCACAGGAGCGGGACGGCACCAAUGGGGACAUGGUGCCACCUCCACGCACCAAACGGCCUCAAUCGGUGGUGGCCGCGGGAACGGGAUCGGGCCUGAUAGGGCCUGUAGCCCCUCCUCGGUCACACUCGACAUCGUCCAAGUCAGGGUUUGCCCACGUGAAGGACGCGGACCUGGUGAGGAAGAGACGCUCGCAGCUCAGGGGAGAGUCCAUGGACGAGUCAGAGCUGUCAGAAGCCCCAAGCCGAUUAGAGAUUGCCUCAAGCCAAAUGAGUGUGAUGCGCCCAGACUCACAAAACCUUGAGCCGGAUGAGGGCAGAAUGGCAGAAGAGGCUCAGGACACUAGCCAGUACGUGCAGAGUGAGAUGCAGGCCCUGGAGAUGGAGCAGAGACAGAUUGACCGCAGGGCAGGCUACGUGGAGAAGAAACUGCGAGUGCUCAUGGAGAGUGGUACUGACCGUAUAGAGGAGGAGAAGCUGAUUCAGGAGUGGUUCAUGCUGGUCAACAAGAAGAAUGCUCUGAUCAGGAGACAAGACCAGCUGCAGCUGCUGCAAGAAGAGCAGGACCUUGAGAGGCGAUUUGAGAUGCUUAAGAGAGAGCUGCAGGACCUGAUGGCCGUGGAGGCGCGCCGCUGUCGACUCUGGUUCGAACUGCUGAAGAGAGAGCUCCAAGAACUCAUACCAGAGCAGGAUUGGCAGAAGACCCAGGCCCAUAAGCACAGUGAGCAGCUGCUCCUGCAGGAGCUGGUGUCCCUGGUAAACCAGAGGGAUGAGCUGGUGCACGACAUGGACGCCAAAGAGAGAGGGGCCCUGGAAGAGGAUGAGCGACUGGAGCGAGGCCUGGAGCGGAGACGGCAGAAAUACGGCAGUCGCAAGGAGAAGUGCUCCAUCCAGUGAGACCGAUGGAGAGAGAGAGAGAGGGUCAAAGGUCAUCUGUUGACCUCCUCCUCUGACUGCUUACUUGAUCGUUCCCAUCUCCUCUCCCGGUUGUUACAGAAAGUUCCUGGUUGUAGAAGAAGUGGGAACUAGCAGGUCUAGAUGGAUUCAUGGUGGACAUUGAAGGGCAUCGGCAUCUUCAGACAGCAUUUCAUGAAAUGUUUUCAAGACUGUUCAUUGAUAAAAGCUGUGAGGAUGUGAGGUUCUAUCUCCGGCCCGCUGCACUGCUUAAAUCUCCUUGUACAGUUGCCCGUUUACAUGUCAUCAUGUAGUCAUUGACAGUGGACUUUGUUGUUCAUCCAAAGUCUCAUGAAGCUUGCUGUGUUGAAGGUUAGCCAUAUGUGUUUUACACACUGUAGAUUGCAACAGUGCAUGUGAAACUGGUAAUGGAAGUCCCCAGUUGGAUACAACUGCAUGCGAUUGCUUCUGCCUACACCAAAGAUGUUACACUUUGGUUUCUUGUUUUUAUACACCAGGCUACUUUGCCAUUUUUGAAACUAAUACUGCCGUAUCAGAUUGAUGUAAAAGAUUGCUGUUGGUUUGACUGUUUGUUUUGUUUAAGAAACAAAGCCAAAAAGCCUGCUUUAAGUUACUGGAUGUAAAAAUUAAAGGGGUGGGAAUGGGAGAACUUAACAGGGGGAAACAAAUCUGCGGAGAGGUGUUUUGUGUUAAAGGCCUGGAGCACGAGAGAAGUUUCUGUGCCUAGUCCUUUGAGGAGGGUAGUGUGGCCUGAGGGAAGUAACAAAAGCUUUUGAGCUUUCAGGAGGCCUGACAGGAAAAUGCUCGCUACUCUUUUGUGAGGUGGCAGUGUGCGUUCUGUUACAUGAGGCUGUGCCAGGGAGCUCUACGUAGCACCUUAAAUGAUCACCAGUAAUGAUCACCUUAAAUCGAGUCCAUCUCAAGAUACAGUCGAGAGACUCUGUGUUUGUUUGUUUUGCAGUUUUAAUGAUACAAUAUUUUAAUAUGGACAAUAGAGAGAAUGAAGAUUUGUCAUUCAAAACAUAGACAUUUAUACUUCAUCCAUUAUGAAGUAACACCAGCUAUCUUUAUUUAACCUAAGUAAUGGUUUCAUGAUAUUUUAACAAACAAAUAAGUCUUUGGUUGUGUAAUUGUAGACCUAUCUGAUUGAAAUGCUGACGUGUAUUAAUCAUAUUCAUCUUACAGCACAUGCAUCUCAUACAGGGUCAUGUAGAGUUGUACUCACAUGGACCUUACGUAUUUUUUUCCAAGGUCAACAACCACAGUAUUAUUUCAGGAAGUAUCUGACCUUGUAUAGGAUUCAAAGUUGUGCAAUGACGAACCAGCAGCAAAAAAGAAACAACAAUGAAAUGCCAUGAUCUAUGUGUAAGCAGGUUUAAGUGUGAAUGUGUUUGCAGGCAUGCUUGUGGUUUUUGUGUGUGAAUACAGUAUGUGUAUGUGUACUGUAAGUUUGGUUGACACUUUUAAAAUCUGUGACAAGCUCAGAUAAGAAAAACCGUUUGUGAAACUGAAAACACAGUCUCUAUUGCAGACUUUAUCUUUAAGUGUGUGUGGUAUAUUUUUUGUGAAUGGCAACGUGGCCAUUGACAGUUGCAUUAUGGUAUAUGUGUACUAUUUUUGUGUGAGAUACCCGUAGGAAAUAACCGACAUUUUUUUGGGAAAGUCAUCUGACAUGCUGCAUUUGCACUAUUUAUAAUGACCCCCCCCCCCCCAUCCCCCUCUCGAAAAAAAUAAAAAAUAUUUUGAUCUUAAAUCUAAAA